AUGUCCGAUUUAAACGAUGGAAACGCCGCCCUCAAGGAUCUUUUGGACCAAGUAUUGAAGCGGAGGGAUAUCAGGCUGUGUCGCCACCCUUACGUCGACGCAGACAGCAACGUUAUCAUGGAGGGCGCAUUCGAACGCCUGGUCGAUGAACAGAACCUACAUGGCCUUUCCAACACCAGCAAAACAGAAGUCUUGCAAGCACUUCUAGAACUGCAGAUAAGUGAACUGUGUGGAGGUUUUGAAAUACAAAGCCGCGACAACCGCACAUCGUUUGCCGGACAUUCGUCUCCUUCGGGGUCCACUUCCGGAAAUGCGAGCAACGAGGUUCAAGUGCUCGAUGAACAGUUCUCAAGCGUCCAUUCGUCUGCCAACCAAAAGAAGCGAGCGCCAGUUGUAGUUCCAGAUGAACAAGUCUCGAUUGGGCAGGUGGGUCGCCCCUUGAAUGCGUCACUCAAGUCCUCGUUGGACAACCCUAUCUUCAUCGAGACAACCGCAACCGGCCAAGACGUCUUCGUGCUCGAUCAUGAUGAAAACGAAGCAGCAACGGCGUGCAAGUCUUCCGAGAGCAAUUUAAAACGUCUGCAGCAGAAGGACCAAGCCCUCGAAAAUGCUGUGUCCAACGACGACCUCGAUUACGUCUUCGACGCACUGAAAAUCAAGGACAGCCUCCGAACGAAACUCCGGCAGGAUUGCGGCAUCACGACCAUGGCAGCUCUUCUUGUCUACCAGAAUCAUUUGGAGGUGGCGCAACUUCAACGUGGGGAUUCUGACAUUCAAAAACGACUUGCAAGGGUUUGCACCUUCUACAAAGACUACCGUUGUGAAGUGCAAAACGAUAAGACAAUAUCUUGGCGCCAGUUUUACGAAGAAAGACAAAAGUUACACACCUGGUAUGAUCAUGCAAAACAAGUCGUCAGCACCGAAGGCACGGGGGGCUUUAAUAUGCUAUCAGAUGCACAGCAUCAACAGCUGUACGAGUACACUGCAAAGCUUGUUGUUGACGGUUUGAGCAAUGAACUAAGAGACCAGUGCAAUUUCCCGCUCGAAAAUUAUACCUCAAGGUUUGCCAAGGCAAUCAUGAACCUCUCAAGUGGCUUGCCCUACCCUCGUCCGAUCCUGGCUCACGGACCCACGCAAGGAGGAAAAUCCCCACUGACUGCGGUAGCCGCGAUCCUUUGUCCGCAACUCAGAAAGGCAAUCAAGAAGCUCAAGGAUUUGCGAGUUGCCAGAACGCAUAUGCGAUUCGUGGUGAUCGUCGAUGAAUGCGAUGCCUUAAUUCGUACGAAGGAGCGAAAGCAAAAAGUUGAACAAGCCUUUGAUGACCUUUUGAAGCACAUGCCAGCAUUGAAGCUGUUUGUAUCAGCUACCAUUGUCCCCUCUAUGGUUGACAGUCAAGAUUUUGAGUUGAUGACGAUAUCUCCGGGCGAGAACUAUUCUGGAAUCGAGAAUAUGCGACCCUUGCAGCGUGAAGGAAAAGACCUGUGCCUGAAGACGAAGAGUCUCUCCCACAAAACUGGGGUGCCAUUUCACUGUCGGCCGUCCAAUCUCUCUGAGCAAGAUACUACGAAACUUUUUUCCGAAUCAUAUCUGAAAUUCCCUGACUGCAAGCAAUGCCGAAAAGUUCGACUAGAGAUGAAGUCGCAGUGCACCAAACAUGAUGACUUCAUCAAUCCCAACAGGCGAUGGCCAUUUUCCAGGUGCCUCAAUUACAUACCCUAUACGUGCGCAAAGACGAUGCUCUUGUAUCGGGACGCAUUGUCAGACCCAGACAAGAAGAAAGGUGUUCUGGUGUUGGAUGCUACAGGACCUCGAGCAUGGGUUCCAGGCAACAUCUUUGAGAAAGCUGUUUGCAUCCAGGAUACCUUCCGUCAGGAGAAGAGAGACAUUGCCAUUGUCAUCUUUGUUGGCGACGGAAUCUACUACCGGCGUCCAGGCUUCGAACAAGGCCGUUGCGUGAAGGGUCGGACAAUUGGCACUGUCAUCGAACAGCUGGACCGCGAGUUGGGGCUCGAAGUGCCGAUUUUUGUUUUUGGAUGGUUGAAGAUGCAACGUUGUAUUUCGUUUCGAUCAAACCAGCGCGUUCCUACUCAUUUUGUGUUGCACUUGGGCGCUAGAUUCAGCAUCGAGAGUGUCAUUCAAGCUCGUGGGCGUGGAACAGGCAAUUUCAAGGACGUCCUUGAGGCGAACGGACACGACUGCGUGACUAUCCUGGAACCAAAAGAGCACCGACAAGCUUGCAGAAAGUAUUACGGUUAUCAGGGUGAAGUCCAUGACAAGAUGGAAUCAGGUGAAAACUCUCAGGAUGCCAUUGUGGGAAAGGGAAGCGAGUUUUCUGACGAAGCCAACUUUUUUCGCCAUACAAACCGCAGAGUGGGCCAGAGGAAGGAUCUCAGGAUGCUUUUGCCUGAUCAAGACAGGUUUGGAGCUCCGACGAACUUUGAGGACGAGCUGGAGUUGAAGGAUAAGUACUGUGAUCAUACCUUGGCUCAAAGGGUUUUCCAGUCAUUCUCUUAUUUGGCUACUGAAGACGGAAAAGCAGAAUGCACGGAGGAUGACAUCAUUGAGAAAUUUGAGGAUACGUAUCAAGACAAUGACCCUGACCAUGAAUUCAAGCUCACAAAAAAGAAUCUGCGGGAGUGCUUGAAGCAGCUGAUGGAGGAUGGCAUUAUCGAGAAAGUGGAAGGGGCCCCAAAAACCUGGAAGGCCAAAUCCUUGGCAACCCUUGAAUUCUUGACCAACGAAGAUUGA
Messenger RNA from Seminavis robusta, 2748 nucleotides. The record is from the annotation of a GenBank genome assembly. NCBI's taxonomy places the organism in Eukaryota, Bacillariophyta, Bacillariophyceae, Naviculales, Naviculaceae.